This is a messenger RNA of Darwinula stevensoni, 897 nucleotides long. The record is from the annotation of a GenBank genome assembly. NCBI's taxonomy places the organism in Eukaryota, Metazoa, Arthropoda, Ostracoda, Podocopida, Darwinulidae.
CGCGCACAUGUCGGUCUUUUGGAUCACAUUCAUGUCGAUUACUAUGGUAAUCCAACCCCCAUUAACCAAGUGGGCAACGUCACCUUAGUCGAUGGUCGAACCAUUGGUGUUCAAGUUUGGGAAAAAAAUAUGCUAUCCGCUGUGGAAAAAGCAAUUCGUGAUGCUGACCUAGGAUUAAAUCCCAACACAAACGGCGAUAUGGUUCGUGUACCAAUGCCACCGUUAACCGAGGAACGACGCAAAGAGCUCGUAAAAGUUGUGAAAUCAGAAGGCGAAACGGCCAAAGUGUCCAUCCGCAAUGCUCGGCGUGACGGCAACGAACAAUUAAAAAAACAAGUCAAAGACAAAGUGAUCAGCGAAGAUGAUGAGCGUCGAGGUCAAGAUGACAUUCAAAAACAAACGGACAAGGCAGUCGUUGAAAUUGACCGCUUGAUUGCCGAAAAAGAAAAAGAAAUCAUGACUGUGCGCCUUGUGACUCAAUCCACUCAAUCCACCUCUCCUCAUAUUCCGCGUCAUAUUGCUAUCGUGAUGGAUGGCAAUGGUCGAUGGGCAAAAAUGCGUGGGCGACCACGCAUGGUUGGUCAUCGCGCGGGGCUAGGGGCCGUUCGGCGUUCUGUACAGUACUGCGUCAAUCAUGGCAUUGCUUAUUUGACACUUUUUGCUUUUAGCUCAGAAAAUUGGGCCCGCCCAGAACAAGAGGUUUCGUUUCUUAAAAAAUUGUUUUAUCGCGCCUUAACUUUGGAAGUCGCUAAGCUCAAAGAAAACAAUGUGCGCUUGCGCUUAGUGGGCGACCUCACCGCUUUCCCUCAAGAAAUUCAAUCCAUUGCCGAAAAUGCACAAGCCCAAACGGCACACUGCACGGCACUCGUUUUGACCGUCGCCCUUAAUUAUGGAGGA